Molecule: messenger RNA, 273 nt
Organism: Penicillium alfredii
Lineage: Eukaryota; Fungi; Ascomycota; Eurotiomycetes; Eurotiales; Aspergillaceae
Exons: 1
Coding region: 1-273 (90 amino acids)
Source: RefSeq, a predicted model, not a curated record
AUGUGUCUAUACAGGGGAACCUGGUACCCCGACUGCAACCACAUCCGCUUCGAGCUGCACCUCUUCUGCCGGGAGCUUCUCCGCCAACUCAACCGGAUCAACUCCGCCGAGGAGCGCGCGAAUCUGGCGCUGCCCUUUGACGCCGAUACCGCCGGCUGCGCGCCGCAUGUUGCGCUGGCGGAUGCGGUGGUUGGGCGGGGGGAUCCGUGGAGGAGUAAUGUCGUUGCGUGGGUGACUAGUUUGGAGGAGGUUUGCCCUGAUUGUGAGGGCUAG